This is a messenger RNA of Microsporum canis CBS 113480, 2532 nucleotides long. RefSeq lists its product as hypothetical. Bases 1 to 2532 code for a protein of 843 amino acids. The record is from RefSeq and is a predicted model, not a curated record. Lineage: Eukaryota; Fungi; Ascomycota; Eurotiomycetes; Onygenales; Arthrodermataceae. The transcript has 5 exons.
AUGGCUCCCGUAGCGCGUGCAGCACGAACAGCGGAGGAUCAAAGAGGCACCAGCCCGCAGCCACCAUCGAGCCAGAAUAAUACAACCAGCAACGCAGACACAGUCAAGGAACUACCAGGAGAUGGAAUGAGCUGGUAUCUUAGAUCUUGGCCCACUAAGUCAAAGGCAACGGCUGUUACCGAGGUCGCCCGUGAGAGCAUUUCAGCAGCCAGUGCAGCAACCUCUCAACGCGCACGCUCAUCCACAUCAUUGCGAAGUGCGGCUAAAUCCUCUAGGCCUCCCUCAAUCCAGUUGACAAAAAAGGGGGCAGUAUCUACUAGGUCACUCCCGGCGGACGUUGCCACCACACGGGUAAAUAUUGCUUCGACAGGAAUUUCUCCCAUGCCAAAGGCAUCGCAUAAUAUUGUUAGCAAUGUCCAUAGUGGCUUAAACCCGUCUAACGAUACGAAGAAGGUGGAAGAUGAAUUGAAGAACGAUGAAGAGCUGAAUAGAGAUGAUGAACUGAAGGACAGACAACUUCAGGAACGAGAUACCAGCGAGCAAAAGCAGGAUUCUUCUCACGCUCAGACAGACGUAAAGAUUGACACAAAACAGAAAGAAUCGCAGAAUCAAGCUUCUCGCCCAGUAGGGUGGCUUGAGUGGUUUUCGAUGGCGAAAACAACAAACGAUACGGUCCAAGAAGCACCUAAUCCUACAGUUACAGAGGAACACAUUGCAUGUUCGACCACACCGAAGGUCGAACUUGAGGAUACGGAGAAUUCAGUCAACGUUAACUCCCACAAACACGAUAAUCCAACACCCAAAGAGAACCAAACUUCGCAGUCAAGGUCAUGGCUGCAGUUAUGGGGUGGGACCAAUAUUAGGUCUCAAGCAGCAGCUCCUGAAAUAUCACCAAAUCCCCAAAACAUGAAGGACAGUACGUCUACGCCACGGCCUAAUGAAAUAGAGGAAAAUACAAGCUCCACACAACCCAUAGAUACAGAUAGAACAAGCCAACCUACUAAGGAAGCUAACCAUGGACGUACGGGAUCUGUUUCCGGAUGGCUCUUUUGGCCAAGACAGCAGCCAGAUGCAAGCUCUACUGCCAAGAAAGGUGAAUAUGCGGAUGAGAACGCACCACCUGAUGGAAAUACGAAAGACCAGCCGAAAGCAGCUCUAUUGGCUGAAAAAGUAAAAGAUGCUCCAGUUUCAAAGAAUAACCAUACCAAGCCUUCAACAUCUCAACCCACAACCUCAGAAUCUCCUACAGCAAAUGUCCCCAAGGAACCACCGCUACAACCCGCCAAUGUUUCGACAACUCCCCCCACAAGGAAGGGAGAGCGUGCACCGCCAAAUCAGGUACUCCCGUCCUUCCAGACCACAUUUCCACUCGAGAACAGGCCUAGUUUUAUCGAACAGCUUAGCCGUCUGAUUUAUAAAAAAGGAUCUGAACCAAAACAUGUCUUACGAAGCCAAGCUACUCCUCAGGUAAAAAGGGCUAUAGCCAUUGGUGUCCAUGGGUAUUUCCCUACGCCUCUAAUACGGACUGUUAUAGGCCAGCCCACAGGAACCUCAGUUAAAUUUGCCUCUAUGGCGGCUAGAGCAAUUGAAGAAUGGGCAAAUGAAAAUAACUCAACCUGUCACAUUGAAAAAAUUGCGCUCGAGGGCGAAGGCCGUAUAUCUGAACGAGUUGACUUGCUUUGGAAAUUACUUCUCAAUUGGAUUGAACAUAUUAGAGAGGCUGACUUUGUCCUUGUCUCCUGCCACAGCCAAGGGGUCCCUGUUGCAACAAUGCUAGUCUCAAAGUUAAUAGCAUUUGGUUGUGUAAGCAAUGCGCGGAUCGGCAUAUGUGCAAUGGCAGGUAUUAACCUAGGUCCUUUUGCUGAUUAUAGAUCCCGGUGGAUCAGCGGGUCAGCGGGAGAGUUGUUCGAUUUUACAGAUGCGGAAAGUAAAGUCUCACAGGGCUAUCGGACGGCUUUGAAAGCUGUUCUUGAUUUUGGAGUAAAGGUUACUUAUGUUGGAAGUAUAGACGAUCAACUUGUAUCUAUGGAGUCAUCUACGUUUUCAACCGUUUCUCACCCUCAUAUAUACCGUGCAGUAUUUGUCGAUGGACGGGUACACGCUCCUAGCUUCCUUUCACAUUUAGUUGGUUUUACGAUGAAGUUGCGUAACCUAGGUGUCUCUGACCAUGGCCUGAUUCGAGAACUCAGUUCUCCUCUUGCUGGAAGUUUAUAUACAGGAGAAGGUCAUUCCCGCCUAUAUGAAGACAAGAACGUCUACAAACUCGCAAUAAGGUUCGCCUUGGAAACCACCGUGGUCAACAAUGCAGAUAUCCAAUUUCAUACGAUUAAUGCUCCGACUGCAUCAACUUCGACUGCAAACCCAUACAUACUUCCUUUCGCCAUGCGGGGCGUCCUUGAGGAAGAGUAUGUUCGUCAUCAACUAUCAGAUGAAACUACGGAACUCUUAAAACAGUUCGAGGAUUGGAAACCAUCCACAAAAAUAUUAAAAGAUGUUAAAUUCCGCUUAGAGGGAAUACGGUCAAAACUAUGA